Messenger RNA from Scylla paramamosain (green mud crab), 606 nucleotides. Its product is annotated as protein NYNRIN-like. The transcript is spliced from 2 exons. Lineage: Eukaryota; Metazoa; Arthropoda; Malacostraca; Decapoda; Portunidae. The record is from RefSeq and is a predicted model, not a curated record. Gene Ontology annotation, biological process: DNA integration. The coding region runs from base 1 to 606 and encodes 201 amino acids. Gene Ontology annotation, molecular function: nucleic acid binding.
AUGGUGCAGGGUAUGAGACACCUGCAAUGCCAAGAGGGAACUGUAGUGAAGAGGAAAAGCACCAUUACAGCUGUAUCAAGUGGGAGCCCUGAUGAAGCACAUAGCAGUGGAUGUAGUGGGACCACUACCUGUGACAGUGCAGAAGUACUGGUGGAGCAGUUCUUCACAAGAUUUGGUGUACUGGGUGAGCUGCAUUCCAAUCAAGGCUGUGAGUUUGAGGAAGAGGUGUUCAGCAAGUGUUGCCAUCUGUUGGGCCUGCAGAAGAUGAUGACAAAGCUGAAGCCACAGUCUGAUGGGAUGAUAGAACAUUUCAACAGAACCCUCACCCAGGAGUUGGCCAAGUACUGUAAGGAAGGAAAGACAGAAUGGGACAGGAAGCUCCCUGCCCUGCUCAUGGCAUACAGGUCCACCAUGCAUGAAGCUACUACUUACUUGCCGGCCAGGCUUAUGAUGGGUUGGGAGCUCCAACUGCCAGAGGACUUGACAACUGGAUGCCCUCCUGAUAAAGUGCUGCCUACUGUGUCUACAGACUACGCCAUAGCAUUGCAGGAGCAACAAAUGGAAGCCCACCAUCAGUUGCAGGACCGACUAAAACUGAUGGGAUGA